UGAGAUUUUGUAUUUCGAUAUUUAGACGAUAUUACUUGAUAAACUGAUGAAACAACGUAUAAAAACUGAUGAUAUCAAACACAUUAGCAUCAGUUAAUCACCAAGUUUCAGCAAAAAUAUUUAACUUCUUCGUCAACAAUCAUGAAAAUGAUCGCAACUCUCUUCGUUGUCUUUGCUGUUGCUGCUUCAGCUCUUGGUGAAUGUCCAGUUCCUCCAACUGUUCCUGGUGCUGAUAUUGGCAAAAUUGCCGGUCGAUGGUAUGAAACUACAGAUGCUUUCUCACAUAAUUCAACAUUUAUUACGUUUGAUUUCACUCCUCGUGAGGAUGGAGACUUCAAUCUUACAAUCCAUGCACCUUUUUCAAAGCAUGAUGAAUAUGUGUUAGCCAAACGUACUGAUAAUCAAAAUGUACUCAAUUUUAUUGAUGUUUACCACAAGACUCGGUACCAAGUUACCUUCAAUAUAGCCGAUACUGAUUACGAUAACUAUCUGGUUGCUUAUACUUGUCUUGUUUAUUCUUCUCACUCCGCACUCGAUUUGCCAAUGAUUUUAUCAAGGACUAAAACUAUGAGCGCUGAAAAGUAUGCCAAACUGUCCGAUUUGGUUGAUAAUGAAAUCGGCGUUUCUCGUGAUAAAAUUGAACCAGUAAUCCAUUGAGACUAAAUAUUAGCUAGUUUCCCCAAUAAUGGUAAUGGAAAUUGUUAUUGAUCUAACUGCUCUUCUGAUAUCAAGUAAUAGUUAUUGGUUUAUCAGACCAUACAAUUGGAAAGGUUUUCUGUUGACAAAGAUAAAGAAGCAAAUAAACAGAGUUACAUGUAAA
Molecule: messenger RNA, 820 nt
Organism: Tetranychus urticae (two-spotted spider mite)
Lineage: Eukaryota; Metazoa; Arthropoda; Arachnida; Trombidiformes; Tetranychidae
Product: apolipoprotein D-like
Biological process (GO): lipid metabolic process; response to reactive oxygen species
Cellular component (GO): cytoplasm
Source: RefSeq, a predicted model, not a curated record